UGAAGUCAGUGGGCCAGGCAUUGCUUCGACUGCUCCUGCCUUCCACCCACACAUAUAGAUCUUACAAGCAGGGUCAGCCUUACUGCCAUUGUUUUACACACUUAUUCACACACUUGUAAUUCACUGAGUUUGACAGCAUGUUCACACAUAGACAGAAGAUCACACAUGCCUGAAUUCCCAGUCUUAUACAUACAAAGUCUGGAGUAUAGUUUUUUUAAUUGCAUGCACUUACUGAAGAAACCGCAUACCAAUGUGCAUAUUAGAUAUCUAAACUUAGACAAAAAAAAAUACACUUUGCUGCACUGUUCUGUACCUAAGCCUAUAAGACUGCAUAGUUAUUUAGAACCUCUCUGGACACAAACCCUGGAGCCGUGUAUUCCACGAUUUGUGUUUCAGAUGAUCUGGCACCCCAGCGCUAUUUAAAACGCUAAGGACGAAAGCAAACCAGGAGAGCAAGAACAACUCUGAAUUCUCAGCACCCAGCAUUUGCAAGCUCGCACAGUGUAAAGGCUAUGGGGAGCCUGGAACCAGGACUGAACACGACUGCCUUACAUCCAAGCAGAACUGGCUUUCAAGAAAGCUCCCUCACCCUGGAGAAACAGGACCACGAGCCCAAAGGCGGUGCUGGCUGGGAGCUGGUGGACAGGACAUCAAUCCGGGACCCGACCCACACCCCUGAGCGCAGCCCGCCUAGCGUCUACCUGUCCUGCUUUGACAUGCUCUUCACGGAGGACAGCGGCUGGACGCUGAAGGUCCCAGAAGGAGCACACGUCACCCCCAUGCGGCUUGAACAGCGCAAAGAGCCCGAGCAGUGCCCGCUCAUCGACAGCCAGGGCCUCUGCCUCAGCCCGGAGAUGGACUACCAGAUAGAGGAUCGCUCCCUGGAGCAGGUCCAGACGAUGGUGGUGGGAGAGGUUCUGAAAGACAUCGAGACGGCCUGCAAACUACUCAAUAUCCCACCAGAUCCGAUGGACUGGACCCCCGGCAAUGUGCAGAAGUGGGUUCUGUGGACAGAGCACCUGUACCGGCUGCCUCAGGUGGGAAAGACCUUCCAGGAGCUCAGCGGUAAGGACCUGUGUGCAAUGAUGGAGGAGGAGUUCAGACACAGAUCCCCGCUGUGGGGGGAUGUGCUGUACGCACAUCUUGACAUCUGGAAGUCAGCUGCUUGGAUGAAGGAAAGAAGCUCCCCGGAGGUCAGCAAGUUCAUUGGAAGUGACGAGGUGUGGUCGGCGACGGAGGCGGACUCUUCCUGUUCGGGCCAGCCAAUCCACUUGUGGCAGUUCCUGAAGGAGCUGCUGCUGAAGCCACACAAGUACGGACGCUGCAUCAGCUGGCUGAACAAGGAGAAAGGUAUCUUCAAGAUCGAAGACUCUGCUCAUGUGGCACGGCUGUGGGGCAUCAGAAAGAACCGGCCUGCCAUGAACUACGACAAGCUGAGCCGAUCCAUCCGGCAAUACUACAAGAAGGGUAUCAUCCGCAAGCCCGACGUCUCCCAGAGACUGGUCUACCAGUUCGUCCACCCAGUAUGAACUGGGAAAGGUGGAGACAUGGGAGGUACAGUCCUAGACCAGAAGAAACCACACAAACUAAGCCCCGAGACACUGGUGGGGGCUCGCGCACUGCUCUUUGAGACUGGUUAAACUGGUGUCCUGCUACGAAGUGACGGCUGGACUGACCAAGAAGCUCUGAAGUCGUUCAACAAAAUUAAAAAUAAAAAUUGAAAAACAGAAGUAAAACUUUAUAAAAGCUGGAAGAAUGGUGGAGGACAUUUUUAAUAUAACCUAAUAACGUUACUGUUAUUAUUAUUUUGGUUACUGUUUUUGUUAUUGUUGUGGUUGUUGUUAUUUUUAUUGCUCUGGAAAUGAAGUCUCGAGUCUCAUGUUAAAUGGAGACGCGCUUCUAUGAAAGAAGAGGAGAUGUGAAGGAAUGCAGAAUGAACUUGUCACUGCCCAUCCUAAACUACGUUGCUGUUAGCGUAUCCUGCCUGCUUCUGUGCUUAAUAUAUUGUUUUAUAUUUUAUUAAGAGAACUCAUAAAAGGUUUGGGGACUGAUAAGACACUGAUACAGUGGGGUUAAGGCACAGACCUAUACUGUACUAUGCAAGACUGCGUACAAAGCUUAGCCACAAUGCUCUUAAUCACCCUGAUACCACGGCUCACCGCACUUCCCUUGGAACAUUUCCUAAAUAAACCUGAGUCUGUCCCACUGCCAAUAUUGCUAACUGUGCCAACCUUUGAAGAGGUAGCUCUGCAAAAUCAGACCCCAAACUCACGAUCUUCAAACCAAGGCCUCCAGACAUGAAAUCCUAGCGCCCCCUAGCUUCAGUAAGCCAUGCUACACUGCAGCACAUAUAUCUGUGGUAGUUUCCAACCUGCUGCACUGUGAGAGGGAGCUGGGCUGUCUCUAUUGUGCGCAGCUAUAGAGGUCGGGUGUUGGCUUCAUCCCAAGUAUAACACCUGGAUUAAUUUCAUGCACUUUAUUCAGAAGCAAGCAAAUUUACAGAAUAGUUUUCUCACAGCAGCUACUUUUAAUCGGAGGUCAGUCAAAACAGUACUUUGAAAACAGUUUGUUUGAAAAAAUCAAUUGUUUAAAGCAAAAAAAAAAGUUUUUACUGGCUAGGGUUUUUUUAAACAAAAACCAUACAGCUUCAUGGACUUUUUCAUUUCAUAUUGGUAGUGGGGUUCUUGGUCAACCUUAACUGGGAUGUUGGGUAAAGCCUCGCUUAUCACACCUUUAAGUGCACUUAAAGGCCUUUUAAUUUGGCCGUACUCAUAAAACAUGGCAAUACCUACAAGCACCACUUAAUGGUAGUCUUUCAAAUAAACCAACCGAAACAUUUCAACACACUAGAGAAAUGCUCCAUUCAGUUAUCGUUUUCUACUUAAAAUUAGGAAUGUGUUCUUUGGAAUUAGUAAAAUACUGAUAUAUUGAGUAGAUAAGAUACAUUCAUUAAAACAUGUAUGAAAUAAUAUCCACAGUCCCCUUUCCUAGCAUGUAUUUUGACAGCCCUUGUGGCAUCCAUUUGCAAUCCAGUUUUAAUACGAAAAUGAUUCUGAAGGAAUUGGUUUUGAAUCAACACUUAUAACUUACCAAGCAUUCUUGUUUCAAAGGUAAAAUAGUUACAUUUAGGCCCUGUGUUAUUUUAGUGCCUUCUAGAAAUAUCCCAUGUUUCUUUUUGUUUUUGUUUUUAGUAUCUUUACAUACUGCCUUAUUGUGGUGCCUGCCUGUUUAGUUACCAUGGAAACACGACAAGGCCUCAUAUCCCACACACCAGCCUGUCUAUCUUAAAUGUCUCCUUUACUUGCUGUAAUGUAAUUUUCAUAGUUUUUGUGUAAAAAUUUUGGUUGAAAUGCUGCCCCUUUUUUUCACUUCUGCCAAAUAAUUAUGUUUUAUAUAUUCUGUUCUGUAUGUUUUCCUAACAUGGUGUUGUUGUUUAAAAAAAAAAAAAAUAGCAAAAAAAAAAUGAAGGAUCCUUUGUAGUUUUGGAAAAAAAAAAAAAAAAAAGUAUUUUGAAUUACAUUUUGCUGCCUAAAAAUACUUGUCCUGCAUCUUGUGUUUGACAUCAACAUUUCAAAUCCAGUGAUUUGGCCCUGUUAACACAGUUUUAACUGGAGAGAUAGCCAGCCUGCAAUCCAAACCCGGGCUGACUGACAGAGUCCCAGUUGAAACCAAGCUGAUCUUGACCUGCUGCUGAUGGAAACAAACCAGCCUGAAUUCAAACCGCUUUCAAGUCAGUGGCAGAUGGAAUUCUACCAAAGAGACUGUUUCUCAGUUGGUUUUGAUAAAUAAAUUCAUGAAACUUUUCAUUAACUGUUGUUGGAAUAUCCUUUAUCUAAGUCAAGU
Acipenser ruthenus (sterlet) is the source of this 3843-nucleotide messenger RNA. Its product is annotated as SAM pointed domain-containing Ets transcription factor-like. Gene Ontology annotation, biological process: regulation of transcription by RNA polymerase II; cell differentiation. Lineage: Eukaryota; Metazoa; Chordata; Actinopteri; Acipenseriformes; Acipenseridae. Gene Ontology annotation, cellular component: nucleus. The coding region runs from base 513 to 1529 and encodes 338 amino acids. Gene Ontology annotation, molecular function: sequence-specific DNA binding; DNA-binding transcription factor activity, RNA polymerase II-specific. The transcript has 6 exons. The record is from RefSeq and is a predicted model, not a curated record.